UAGAAUCGUUCAGAAAACCCUAAGCUGCAGCUGCCUGUGCGCACCUCUUAACUCAGAUCCCCCCGGGCCGUCAUAGCCGGUAGGCGUGCGGCAACAGAACCUGGCUGCACAGCGUCAGCGCAAUUCAGUGCUAUUUCUGACACGACUUUCAGUUAUUUCAGCUGUACAUGCGAAACCUAAUUCUUUCAUCUCUUGCCUCUCCCGCUCUAUGUGAGCCAAAGCAGUGGAUAUAGGAGACAGGAGAUUUGCACACAUCCUGGGCACAGCGAGAGCAGAUACAAGUAUUUUUUUCUGUGGGGGGGAAACAAUACAGCUCCUGUCCUGUUUUCGCAUCGGCCCUACGUUUGGAGUGGAAAGAUACGGGACCUCUGUGCUGUGAAGAGUCGCUCCUGUGCCGUGCAGCAGUGCGCGGAGAGCAGCCACAGACGCACCAAAAGGGCAGGAGGGAUAAAGGAAGGUGGAGGAUAUUUUACGCACAGCAGCACUCAGUAGCCCUGUUUGACACGCGGCCACUUACUGGGAGUCUACUGCUCCGUUAAGGACUCAGCGCAGUCGCUUCGCCUCUUGGUCGGAUUUGCACUUGACUAAGUCCACGAACAGCAGUCGGCCGGGAUGGAUUCCUUCAUCAUAGCGGCUCUAGCUGUGUGCUCUCUUACGGCACCAGCCUAUGGUGACAAAGGGACCAGCAAAGCCCGGAGUUGUUCGGAUAUCAAGGUGUUUUAUAGCGGUAAAGGAUUCACUUUGGAUGGUGUCCCUCAGUCUGAAAUAUCAGGGGAGCACCUGCGCAUCUGUCCCCAGGGUUACACCUGCUGUACAAGUGACAUGGAGGACAACCUGGCCAUGCUGAGCCGCAGGGAGAUGGAGGGAGUACUGAAAGACUCUGGCCGAUCUUUACAGACCUCACUCACUGGACAGUACAAGGCUUUCGAUGGUUACUUCCUGGAGUUGCUGAACCGUUCGGCGAUUAGUCUACAGGAGACUUUCACUCCAACUUGGGGGUCCCUAUACUCCCAGAAUUCCCAGGUCUUCUCCGACCUAUACAUGGAUUUGAGGUACUACUACCGAGGCUCCAAUGUCAAUCUGGAAGAGGUGCUCAACGAAUUCUGGGCUAGGCUGCUGGAGAAGCUCUUCUACCAGGCAAACAAGCAAUAUUCCAUAGGUGAGGACUACCUGGAGUGUGUGUCUAAGCAGAUCGAGACACUACGUCCCUUCGGAGAAACACCCCGCGUAAUGAAGAUGAUCGUCACACGCACAUUUGUCGCAGCACGUUCCUUUGUUCAAGGGCUGGUGGUCAGUGGUGAGGUGGUGCGCAAGGUGUCCCAGGUGCAGCUGAGCCAGGAGUGCAUGCGGGCCAUCAUGAAGAUGACUUAUUGUCCCCACUGCCGCGGCAUGGCCUCUGCCAGACCUUGUGCCAACUACUGCAGCAACGUCAUGAAGGGCUGUCUGGCCAACCAGGCUGACCUCAACACAGAGUGGAGGCAUCUGGCAGAAACAAUGAUACAGGUGGCUGGUCGUUUUGAAGGGCCAUCUGGUGUGGAUAGCGUGGUCCUCUCUCUCCCCUCCCGCAUAUCGGAAGCCAUGUCUACCAUGAUGGAGAAUAUAAAGACCAUCAAUAGCAAGUUGUUCCAGGCAUGUGGCAACCUCAGAGAAGGAGGAACCAGCAGCACGGGAGUUGACGAUAUCAUGAAGAGAGGGAGGGUUACAGUGGAGGACAAGCUGGGAUCCAGCUCUAACAAAAUGGAAAAAUUGGUGUCUGAUGUAACCAUGAGACUGAGGGACAUGCAGCCGCACUGGGUUUCUCUCCCAAGUAUUCUCUGCAGUGAUAGAGUGGCCACUGGAACAGGAGCCGAGGAUAAGUGUUGGAAUGGCAUGAACCGUGCCAGGUACCUUCCUGAGGUCAUGGGUGAUGGGCUAGCCAGUCAGAUCAACAACCCUGAAGUGGAAAUUGACAUCACCAAGCCGGACAUGACAAUACGGCAACAGAUAAUGCAGCUGAAGAUCAUGACUCACCGCCUGAAGAAUGCUCUCAACGGCCAGGAUGUGGACUUUCAGGACACCAGUGAUGAUGCCAGCGGCUCCGGAAGUGGCAUGUGUGCCGACGAUAUGUGUUCCCGGGGCCCACGCCGUGUUGCCCCCGUCACUGACCGAACCACACUCUACGCUUACCCUCCAGAAAACAAGAAGGUGAAAGCCUCGGCCAACCAGAACCUCCCCUGCAUCACCAUUUACCUGCUUUCACUGCUCACUUUGCUGCUCCGGCGAUAAUUGACGGGGGAAUCUACCAACUGGGACUGAGUUUGGGACACAGGGGUUGGGGAGAGUCGGAAAGGGGAGGAAGGAGGAGCUGGGGCUUAGUUACUUUGCCAAAACUAAAUAAGUAUAAGGAAACAAAAAAAAAUAAAAAAUCACUUGGAUGGACUUCCUUUUGGUUUUGGAUUAGAACAAAAUGGGAUUACGAGUAUUCAUAAAUGUUUCGGUUCUGCUCUUUUCUUUUAUUUCUUGCUAUAUUAUGACGCCAUUAGAGCUGGUCUUUUCGCAUCUUCUAAUGUUUUGUCUCUGGUGUUUGGGUUCUCUGAGAUUAUAUCUUUACCUAAGACAUGUGUAUAUUGUUAACAGUAUCUUGGUGUUGACACCACAGGGAGAGGGAGAAUGGGGCUAUGCAGUGGCGCUCAUUUGUUAUUUCACUCCUUUAAAAUAGCACUUGUGUGAAGUAGCAUUAUUUAUUUAUUAAUAACUCACAAUAGACCCCCGAAGUGGUUUAGUCACUCUCUGACAUUUAUAGAUGAAUAAAGUACACAAACCACAAACUUAAAUAAAAUAAAAUAUUGAUGACUUUAAAGGAGGAUAAUCUGAACAGCAUGACCCACCAGACCUCUUAAUGCAUUAAGCCUCACAAUACCAUUACACUUUCUCACAGCGAGGAUGAGAGCACUCCGCGUCAGCACUUUUUGCCAUUUCGUCAUGUAAGCUGUAAUAAUAACAUGGAUCGGAUUCACGCUGACAUGAUCAUCUGAUGGGGAGAAAUGUGACCCUGUCCCCCACUCCAUCCAUCCACUCAUCCCUACAUUGCACCUACCACCCACCCCACUGAGGCAGAUCUCCCUCUCUCUCCAGACCCUGCUGGCCGUGUAGGAUCAACUCAAGAGUCUGGUGUAAGCAAAAAACACAUGCUAAUCCAGGCAAGGUCUCAGAUGACUGCAGCUUCCCAUUAUAGAGCACUGUAUGUGGAAUGGGGGUGUCAGUUUAAGAUUGCUCUGACAGCAAAGGAUUGAUAGUUCAUGAUUUUGGAAACAUGUAGCAGAACAGAAAUGUACACAGAAGCAGAAACACACUCUGCUGUCAUGUAGCGCUUUUUUUCAGUAUUCUUUUUAUGUAAACAUCAUAGCAAAGCAAAUAAUACAUGCAUCAUUUUGUGUGCUCCCUGCAAAGGCCCAGUGCUCCUGUGAUUAGCUUCAUAAUUGCAACUAGCAGUGUCAUACGUAAUUGUCUAAUUGCAGCAAUGAUCCUUAUCACAGUAAACGCCACACCAUGCACGUCUUUGAAUUGCACCACUAUUUCUAUGGCAGACACAACGGUGUACAUAUUUUUGAUUGCUUCUUUGUUGUUUUCUAGAAAAAAAAAUAGCCAAUUAGGUAUCAAAAUUUUAUAAUGGUCAGAUCAUUGUAUGCUAUAACUCUUAUUUCAUUCAUCAUCUGUCAUAGUGUAUCCGUAUCUGCCUUCCAUGUCCCUGCAACUUUUCUAUAUCAGUGCCUCUUUCUUCCCUCCCUCUACUCCCUCUGCCCUCCUUCCCGCUCAUCAGUUAUAAUGACCUUUAAAACGUUCCUCAUGCUUCUACAUGAUGGCGAGGCAAUAUGACAAUGACACAGUGCUUCAUUAUGUGUCAACCUUACUGGGAAUGUUGUGGGAACACACUGGUGAGGCGUUUCUUGAUGAGAAGCUUGCUGGGGAGGAAACUCAUACCUACAUUUUAAUUCAAAGAAAUGUCAAAGCUCUCAUUUAAGAACGCUGUGUGCAGGAUGAUGGGACAAUGUGUGCGAGUGUGUGUUUGUGUGCGAAUGUGCGUACUUGUCUUUGAUUGAUAGAGCAAAAAAAGGGACAGACGAUAGAGCCUUUAUAAAUCUUGUUUGGAUGGCACCGAAAUGAAAUGUAUAGAAAUGUAUUGGACGAACAUCAUAUGACAGAGUGCUAUUCAACUGACAGCAAUGGAAGGUUAAUAUAGCUCAUUUUUCAAAAAUGGUAUUUUAAACCUACUACUGUAAUAACUCCCAAUCUGUAUUGAUGGUAUCUCUGCUUGGCAGUAUUAUAUGUGACGGAGAAAUUGAAUGUGGAGGACAUGCUUUCAGACCAUCAUUGAUUCAGUUGCACACUGGGACAAUCCACUAUAAUUCAUUUUAUGACAGCUGAUAAUACUGUCGAUCCAAUUAAGUAGUUGAUGGCUCUGUCAAAGUUCAAGAAGCACAUCUGGUAGACACUUGGUUAAUUACAGCUCUGAAAAUGGGUGUGGUUGAUGGCAUAUGUGUAACCUGACAGUUAAUUGAAAUGUUUUUUCUUUUCAUUUUUUUUGACGUUCUUCAUUAAUGUUUGCUGCGCGUAUGUGUGUUUGUGUAUGUGUGGCUAUGUGCGUCUGUCUUUCUGUUAGUCCCUGGUUAAGAAAACUGCCUGUGACUGCCUUUGACACUUUGUCUUGGGUUGGGGUCAACUGAGAUUUAAGAAGAGUGAUAUAAAUGAUAUUAGAUGUUCCAGUCGGGGUAAAAAAACACACAUUUUGAACAAAGAACAAUUAGCAAGGGCACCACGUGGAUCUUCUUUGUGUGAGCCUCUUGAAAAAUCUGAAUAUGAAUGUGAAAGCACACAUUUAGCCCUGUAAAGAAUGAGAAAUGACUCCAACUGUGAUGGUGACAUUCCAAUUCAAAGACGACUUGUAACUCACAACUUCAGUUUCAAUGACUGCCUCACAAUGUCAUCGGCUGAAAUUUGCACACCCCCGCUCCCCCUUCUCCUUCUACACCUUUUGAUCUCAUUAAUUUGUUGCUCAGAGUCCCCCUCCCUUUUAUAAAACCUGCACUUUUAUGAGGCCAAUAAAUGGCAUUGUCUGCACAAAGACAUCACAAGAUGGUCGAUCAAUACGCGAGUCAACACCUUCCAGAAACGACUAUUGAUUGGAGAUGUGUGUAUGCAGAUAGAUAUGGCCCAGCGAGACGUCUCCUGAUCAACUAUGGUGAAACAGUGUAAAUAAAAAAGCCCCUGUGUGUGAGGGAGGCAGGAGGAAGGUGUGUUCAGAGUGCUGGUCUCAGAGCAGUUUGUGCACCUCAGUUCUGCCCUCAUUUCAUUAGGUGGCAUAAAUGCCAAGCUGAUUAUCCCACCGUUUGAAGACAGCUUUAUUCUACACUGAGUUGUAUAUGAGAGGAAUUCUUAAAGGUGCCAAUUUAUGAGGAAAAAGGUACUUUUAAUUUUCUUGUUUUUAUUUACUUUGGUUUUGUUGUUAUCGGAAAUAUAUGGAGAGUUUGUGCUUAUGGUGAAGAUAGAUGACAGAAAGAGGUUGAAAAAUACAAAUGUCUCAUUUGCUGUUGUACCUGAAAUCUUGUGUCAAUUAUAUACAUUGUAAGAUUUUCAACA
This is a messenger RNA of Micropterus salmoides (largemouth bass), 5616 nucleotides long. It is a transcript of the gene gpc1b, whose product is annotated as glypican 1b. Gene Ontology annotation, cellular component: synapse; extracellular region; plasma membrane. The transcript has 10 exons. Lineage: Eukaryota; Metazoa; Chordata; Actinopteri; Centrarchiformes; Centrarchidae. Gene Ontology annotation, molecular function: fibroblast growth factor binding. Gene Ontology annotation, biological process: negative regulation of fibroblast growth factor receptor signaling pathway; regulation of protein localization to membrane; cell migration. The record is from RefSeq and is a predicted model, not a curated record. The coding region runs from base 613 to 2265 and encodes 550 amino acids.